CCAGCCCGCCUAAAUUAAUCCCCCGCCGUCCAGCUCCGCCGCACGCGCACCGCAGAAGUAGCUCAACUAUGAAGUGGUGCAUUUGAUGAAUGAAGGAAUCAAUCGAACUGUUUCUCUAUGAUUCUGUAAACUUGGCGUUGCCGAAGACAGGAAAUUUGGAGAAUCGCAGUAUCCACUGGAGUCUGGAGCUGGCUUAAUGGGUCAUGUUUAAUUUGUGUGUAUGCCUGAGAGGUAUAUCGAAGCAAAUUUGAAACCUUUGGUGCACCAUGAAAGCUCCCAUUAUUGAUCCACUACAGGGUGAUUUUCCAGAAGUAAUAGAGGAGUAUUUGGAGUAUGGUGUUAUGAAAUGUAUUGCAUUUAAUCGCCGUGGAAACCUUCUUGCUGCUGGGUGCUCCGACGGAAGUUGUAUCAUAUGGGAUUUUGAAACCAGAGGCAUUGCUAAAGAAUUAAAAGAUAAGGACUGUGCUGUGGCAAUAACAAGUGUUUCUUGGUCCAAGUAUGGCCACUGCAUACUAGCUGCAGCUGUAGAUAAGUCGCUGACUCUUUGGGAUGUUGUCAAAGGAGAGAGAAUGGCUCAAACUGUACUACAACAAACGCCUUUGCGUGCUUGUCUCCAUCCUGGUUUUUCCAACCCGUCAAUUUGCUUAGCUUGUCCUCUGUCAUCAGCCCCAAUGAUUGUCGACUUGCUUACAGCGACCACAAUUGUGCUUCCUGUGUCAUUGUCUGACAUAGGAAAUGGUGCCACCCCUCCAUCUAGUAAUAAAAUUCCAGAUGGAUCUGCUCCUUUUUCACCUGCUAUUGCGUGCUUCAGCAAGUAUGGCGAUUUGGUGUACGUGGGAAAUUCCAAAGGAGAGAUACUAAUUAUUGAUGGUGUAAGCAUCAAAAUACGUGGUAUGUUUUCUAUACCAGGGAGCGCACUGAUAAAGAAUAUUGCAUUUAGCAGAAGUGGACAAUAUCUUCUGACAAACUCAAAUGAUAGAAUUAUCAGAAUCUAUGAAAACCUUUUGCCAUUGAAAGGCGGGCAUGAAGUGCUGGACAGAGCAAACCAGGAAUCCAUUGAGCAAGAUGAAGUACAAAGACUGAAGCAUGCAGGAUCAGAGGCUCUAGCUCUUUUCCGGGAGUUUCAGGAUUUAAUCACCAAAGUGCAUUGGAAAGCACCAUAUUUUAGUGGUGACGGAGAGUGGGUUGCUGGAGGUUCUGCUAGCAAAGGAGAGCAUAAGAUCUAUAUAUGGGACAUGGAUCGGCGUCUUGCUAAAAUUCUGGAGGGUCCAAAAGAAACAUUGCUAGAUUUGGCCUGGCAUCCUGUCAAACCUAUAAUUGCUUCCGUUUCCUUGACUGGAAUCGUUUAUUUGUGGGCGAAGGACUGUACUGAGAACUGGAGUGCAUUUGCUCCAGAUUUUAGAGAGCUCGAGGAAAAUGAGGAAUAUGUGGAACGAGAAGAUGAGUUUGAUUUGGUGCCUGAAACAGAGAAAGUGAAAGAGUUGGAUAUCUACGAAGACAGAGACAUUGAUAUUGUGACAGUCGAGGAAGGAGAUUUUGCCUUGAGUGAUUCAGACAUGUCACAGGAAGAAAUAUUUGUCAUCUAAGAAAUCAUGAAAUCCAGAAUGUAAGAUUUUUUGUGUUAUCAAGAUUCAGCUUAUCAGUCUUUUUCAUUUAAGUCAUGUUACAUAGAUCUUAGCACUUAAUAUGACUGCAUUCUUCGCCUCUUCAAUUCAAGGAUUGCAAUUAUUUUGAAACAGAAAUUGUGAGAAGUCUCCUUGGAACUGUAAUUUGUCUUGUAGCUUGAGGUUUCUAGUGAAGAUAAGAUGUCUCAACAGCAGAUGAGGGAGAUCAUGUAUAGCCUGAGGGCAUCGAUUCAUGUGAUAACAACUCUUAGGAACAAGUACGCCUCUAUAUUGCUUCCUGUACUCAAAUUUUCUUACUAAAAUACUACAGUUGGAUUGUU
Salvia splendens (bonfire salvia) is the source of this 1945-nucleotide messenger RNA. Its product is annotated as protein RBL. Gene Ontology annotation, cellular component: Set1C/COMPASS complex. The coding region runs from base 267 to 1586 and encodes 439 amino acids. NCBI's taxonomy places the organism in Eukaryota, Viridiplantae, Streptophyta, Magnoliopsida, Lamiales, Lamiaceae. The record is from RefSeq and is a predicted model, not a curated record. The transcript is spliced from 5 exons. Gene Ontology annotation, molecular function: protein binding.